AUGAGCACCUCCUCAGCGUCCUCCUCAGAGCCGCCUUCGCCAUCACCGCCUCAGUCCCCACAGGCAAGCUCUCGAGGCCCGCCCAGCUUAGAACGUCUGGUUGUCCAUUUCGUCUCCGCCAAGAGGUCACUCACCUCGGCUUCUCAUGUUUACCGCGCCAACGAGCUGGUCACUAGCUCGCGUACUCUCAUCGAGGAGCUCGCCGCUUUGACUGCCAAGACGGCGUUUGGACGGAAAGGUCUGGACGAGCAGGUAGACACUCUUGAAGCCAUCAAGGACGCGGUCAUCGAUGAUGGAGACCGAGUGGCUAACGACUUUGCGGCGACCGUUGCUGAGCUUGACAAAGCUCACCUGAGGCUGGACAAGACCUUGAAAACGUUGCGGAAGACCAUCGUGGAAGCUACGAGGUCGACGCGAGUGGUAGAAUCGCAAUCCAUCCUCUCAGAGCACGAAGAACAUAUCCCCAAAAGCAACUCACAAAAGACCUUGUACGACUUCAUCGACGAAGAAAAGCAUGAGACUUUGCUUUCGUCUCUCAGAGGGCUGAUCGACAGUUAUCACUUUGCACGAUCAGAUCUCGACAACAGUGUUACCUCAUUCGAGGAAAGCCUCAGAUGCAUUGUCGAGACGCUGAGCGAGGGCUCACCAGAGCAUUCGGGGCCUACGAUCAAGCCUACCAUCUAUGACGAACCGCCUCCAAGUGUCCAACGACUCUUCCAUGAGAUGGAAGGGCACGCAACAGAGCUGGCAUCGCUACUGGAGAAUCUCGUCAAACACUACGACCUUUGCGUCAGUGCGCUCAAGCAUACCGAGGGAGGUGGCGAAGCUGCUCGACAAGCCGUCUCUUCUCAGGAACUAGCUAAGGGCACUCCUGGUGCGGAAGAGAGCUUGUAUGGCAAGACAGUACCGGAGCCAAUCGCGGAUGAAGAAAGACAUGAAAUGCUGAAUGUCCUCGAGAACGAUGCGCAGGAAGUAGACGACGUGAUGAAUGAAAUUAGUGAGCGAGCUUCGGAGAUGGAGGAGCACUAUGAGCAACUUUCCGCCCGAGUGAUGAAAGCCAGGCUGAGACACAAGACUCUGCGGCAGGUUGUCGAUAUGUUACAUGAUGUUCGUGCCACCAUUCCCACUCAACUGGAUGCCGCGACAAGAUUCCGAGAAACCUGGGGAGAGAUCAAUUCCGAUAUGCAAUACAAGACGAAGGAGCUGGCUGAACUUGGUGUCUUUUACGAAGAGUUCAUCUCUGGCUACGGCGAGCUUCUCCGAGAGGAUGCAAGACGACAGGCAAGUGAGCAUCAAGCGAAGAAGAUCGUAGAUAAAGCGAGGAGAGAGCUCGAAAAGCUCUACGAGGCAGACCGCUCUGCGCGGCAAGGAUUCAUGCAAGACGUUGGCGAAUUCUUACCUCGCGAUUUGGCGGCCUGGCAUGGCCUUGAGGACGAGGCGCCUCGAUGGGAGAUCCGUGCCAUACCGCCAGGCGAGCUCCAAGAAGAGAUGCAGUGA
Molecule: messenger RNA, 1497 nt
Organism: Lecanosticta acicola
Lineage: Eukaryota; Fungi; Ascomycota; Dothideomycetes; Mycosphaerellales; Mycosphaerellaceae
Source: the annotation of a GenBank genome assembly